Molecule: messenger RNA, 690 nt
Organism: Vitis riparia (riverbank grape)
Lineage: Eukaryota; Viridiplantae; Streptophyta; Magnoliopsida; Vitales; Vitaceae
Exons: 2
Coding region: 1-567 (188 amino acids)
Source: RefSeq, a predicted model, not a curated record
AUGGACAGACAACAACAACGUGAGCAAGAGCAAGGAUUAAAUUCCUCCAUAGAGCAAGAUCAAGGAUCAAGUGAAUCCCUUGAGAUCCAAGUUUUUUUCGGCUAUCUUUCAAUUUUGGGUGUUCUCCUCGCAGUAAAGUAUCAAGGCGGCGUUAGCGUUUCCCUGUUCGAAGAACAUAAAAAGAUUAUAUAUAUUUUUGUUAUUGUUAUUUCAAUCUAUGUUGCAACGAUUAUUGUUGGUAAAAAGCUUGGGACGAAGGCUAUUGAGCCCAUUCGACUCCUCGCUGCCACAAUUGCUCCAAUCUUACUCUUCUUUAUUUUAGUUCCAGAAUUAGGAUGGCCGGCGUUUGGAUUAUGGGUCAUCCUUGCAGCAAAAAUGGCAUGGGACUACUUACAACAAUUAUAUCAUUCGCUUGGUUCAUGGGUCAUCAUUGCAGCAAAAAAGGCAUGGGACUGCGUACGGCCUUCUCAAAACAAUCCAAGUGAUACUGAUCAACAGCCUUGUGGAGAUCUUUCUCAAAACACUCCAAGUGAUACUGAUCAACAGCCUUGUGGAGAUCUUGUGUAAUACCCAUUUCAAUUUCUACUGCUCUGGCGGAUGUCAAUCCAUUAAAACAAAAAUAGAAGAUCAGCAAAUAAAAAACGGUCACUGAGCAGAAAUUUUUUUUGAAACAGGAAUAAGAAAUCAUCU